AUGGAUGGCAAUAGAAUUGCUGAAUGUGUUGUAUCCACUUUCAAUAAGCUCCCGUCACACGGCAAACCUGCUACGAGAUCCAACAAUACGAAAGAAUGGACGGUUUUAGCAUCUAUUGUAGCGUUAAUAGAUGAUGAAGUUGUUCCCAUUUGUUUGUCUACUGGGGUCAAAACUCUUCCCGAAAAGUUUAGAACUUACUCUGGAGGCUUAAUGGUUCACGAUCUACAUGCUGAAAUAUUGGUGUUUAGGCUAUUCAAUUGGUACCUACUUGAAGAGUGCUCUCGUGAGAGCGAUACAUCCAUCUUAGUCGAGAGAACUGAGGAAGGUUCAUUCAGAAUAAAGGACGGGAUAAAGCUAGCACUAUUUGUAACUGAGCCACCAUGUGGUGACAGUUCAAUGAGCUAUAUAAUUAAUGAAUUUGAAGACCAAACAAUAUGGAAUAGUUGUGGGGAUGCCAAAGAUACUGCUGAUGACAUUCCUAGUUCUCUGAAGAGAAAGAAAGUCACAAGGGGUCGCCAAUAUAUUGAUAGUUUGGGAAUAGUGAGAACCAAGCCCGGUAGGCUCGACUCGCCCAUAAGUUUAAGCAAAUCGUGCUCUGAUAAGAUUUGUAUGAAGCAAUUGACAGGGAUAACAAACUGCAUUACUUCACCACUCUUUCCGCAGGGAAUAUUUCUAGACUACCUUGUUCUAGAUCUGGCAAAGUUCAGCCAAGUAGACAUGGAGAGAUGCUUUAAGGAACGGUUUACUGUGGAACAUGUGCAUCCUAUUAAAAUAUUGGAAUAUGGUUCCAAUGCUGUAUCUGCCUUCGGAUAUCUGAAAGAGGACAAAGCAUCCACUUCUUCAUUGUCUCUUCUUUACGUCGUGCUUACGAAAACUCGACAAGUUCUCAACAAUGGAGUUAAAGAUGGUGCAUAUUCGAAGAAUAAACCACCUAAGAAGGGUGGAGAGAGUCUCAUAUGCAAUCAAAAGUUGUUCCAGAAGGCUAGACCACUUUUGAAGACAACAGCUAAGAGCUACGUAGAAUUCAAAGAUGGGCAAUUAGAAAGACAGAAGUUGAAGGAGCUUGGUAGACAAGUACUUGGAAAUUGGACUCAGACUGGCCAAGACGACUUUGCACUUGAAAUGGAGUAG
Dujonia railenensis is the source of this 1131-nucleotide messenger RNA. The record is from the annotation of a GenBank genome assembly. NCBI's taxonomy places the organism in Eukaryota, Fungi, Ascomycota, Pichiomycetes, Serinales, Debaryomycetaceae.